Molecule: messenger RNA, 255 nt
Organism: Cetraspora pellucida
Lineage: Eukaryota; Fungi; Glomeromycota; Glomeromycetes; Diversisporales; Gigasporaceae
Source: the annotation of a GenBank genome assembly
GAUACUACUAAAUUCAAUAAGAAGUUCUUUGAUUACUAUUGCAGUGGCGAAGAUCUUUGUAUUGUUAUUAUUGCCGUAGAGCUUAAUUAUCACCAAACAAGAUCCUUACACUGCUAUUGCAGCUGUGGAGCAUGUUGUUGUUUACCAUUACUAUUCAUUCUAUUAAACCAAGUGCCUAAUUGCAGGGAUAGAAGAAAUAAUAGAGCCAGCCCUCUUACGAAGCAAGCGAUAACUAAGAGGAAUCCAUUUGAUUAA